AUGCUGCUGGCGGUCUGCACCACCGCUUCCACGGACAACCGCCCACGGCGCCGCCCCACAUAUGACUGGAUGCGAAGGAAGCUCCGACCACCACCCGUCAUCUCCAGGGCUGGCGUCGAGGAGUUGUGGUUCAGGCAAAAACUAGAUCACUUCGAUUCUACCAACAACGCCAUCUGGAGUCAGCUCUACCACCGCAACGACAGAUACUACAAAUCUGGAAAUCCUGUCUUCUUGUUCAUCGGUGGGGAACCCGAAGCCAGCUCUUCAUGGGUGAGUGGAGGGUUCAUGUUCACGCUGUCCAGGAGUUAUGGCGCCCUCAUGCUGGAGCUGGAGCAUCGAUUCUAUGGUUCCAGUAGGCCCACUAGGGACAUCAGCACGACGAACCUGCGCUACCUGAACUCGACGCAGGCGCUGGAGGACCUGGCGUAUUUCAUUCAGCAGCAGCGCCUGCAAAACCCGGAGCUGUACUCUGCCAAGUGGGUGGUCUUCGGCGGCUCGUACGCCGGCAACCUGGCCGCCUGGGCGCGCCUCCGCUACCCGGACAUCACCGACGGAGCCGUCGCCUCCAGCGCGUCCGUUCUGGCACAGGCCAACUUCCCAGAGUACCUGGAAGUGGUGGCUGAGAGCAUGCAGACGUUUGAUCCUAACUGCGUACCAGUGCUGGAUGCAGCCAUGAAAGAGUUCGAGGAGCUGCUGCAGAGCGACGCCGGCGUCUCCACCAUCAACGAGCUGUUCAGGCUCUGUUCCCCGCUGAACGUGUCGCGGGAGUACGACGUGGCGGGUCUGACCAGCCUCGUCAUCAGUGGGUUCUCCCGCGCGGUACAGUACAAUGACGUCAUGGUCGGCAUAAACAGCACCGUGCAGGAGUACUGUGUCGCCCUGCGGAGUGCCAGUGGCAACUCGCCCCUCCAGCAGCUCACCAACUUCUUGGCUGGCGAUGACACGUCCUGCUUCGACCCCGACUACGAAGCGUCCUACGAGGAAUACUUGUCUACUGGAUGGGAUGGUGAUGGCAUGCGCCAGUGGUUGUGGCAGACGUGCACAGAUUUCGGCUACUACCAGACCACGGACUCUGCCAACCAGCCGUUCGGCCCUACUACACGGACAUGUGCUCCUUCAUUUUCGGCUCAGAGUAAGUACACGGCGGAGAGGGUAGAGGAAGGCGUGAGGAAGGCCAACCUGCUGUACGGGGGUCGCACCCCCAACGUCACCAACGUUGCUUUCGUGAACGGCGGCCUCGACCCGUGGCACGCACUCGGAGUCCUCGAGGACAUCAGCGAAUCAUCUCCAGCCAUCGUCAUUGAGUACGAGUCGCACUGCUCGGACCUGUACUCCCCGUCACUUCUGGACAUCCCACAGCUGACGGCAGCCCACGACAGGAUCGAGCAGCUGGUCGCCCAGUGGAUCAACUAG
Schistocerca serialis cubense is the source of this 1413-nucleotide messenger RNA. RefSeq names its product putative serine protease K12H4.7. Gene Ontology annotation, molecular function: serine-type exopeptidase activity; dipeptidyl-peptidase activity. The coding region runs from base 1 to 1413 and encodes 470 amino acids. The record is from RefSeq and is a predicted model, not a curated record. The transcript is spliced from 8 exons. NCBI's taxonomy places the organism in Eukaryota, Metazoa, Arthropoda, Insecta, Orthoptera, Acrididae. Gene Ontology annotation, biological process: proteolysis.